GGCGCGUGGCCGAAGGACUGGAGGAGCGCCGCGAUGUCGGGGUACUCGACCCAUACCGUGCGGUACGGGAGCCGCUUGAGGUUCAGCGCGUACCUGCGGGACAUGCACUGUACUGUGUUGGGCGACCAGGCGGUGCUGGGCGUGCUGCUGGGGAUGUCGUAGAAGAGGAUGACGUCCGUGUCUGGGAGCGCGGCCAUCUGACUUAUUGGACGUCGGGGUGGGUUGUGAUCAGGGCUCCUCUGGGUCCUUGCGUGGAUGCGGCUCGCCUUGCGAAGGGCUACGCUCGCAGCGCUCACACUGCGUUCUUGUAUUGGAUCCGCCCCGCUCUCCGCGCCCUGUCGUGCCCAAUGAGAGCGCGUCCCGCGACCAGGGAGAAAGGGUGAGUAUGCGUUGUUUUCAGUGGCAGAAGGGCGACACACAGCGCUCCCUUCAUGGUGCGCUCGCCGCACGCUUUCUCGCGCGUUUUGCACGUCUCAGCUCACUCUGCGCUACGGACACUCGGACGCACAGCAGAGCUACAGCCCCCUCGUACCAACUCGGCCCACCCGUCCCUCGUCUCGCGCCAUCCACCGCCUCCCAGUCGACGCUCGCACUCGCAACGCGUAGCCGCUCCCUCCCGCUCCUUACCUCCGGCUCGCUCGCCAUCGGUUGCGUCUGCAGCACGAUCCGUCGCGUCUUCCGCGCUGACACGUCGACACGCGCCGAGAACGACUCUCCGCGCCCGCUGGCCUCACUCAUUCACCGCCCGCCUCGCUCGCCAGACUGUGAUCUGCGGCUGCGUCCUCGCCGUCGUAGGUGUGUACUCGCACCUCUCUCGUACUCGCCGGACGACGAUCCAUUGCGUCUUUGCCGGUCAAGACGCUUGUCGCAGCACCAUGCGCGAAAACGCUGUGGUCCCCUCGCACCUCCACGUCGGCUGCCUGUCCCGCUCGCCGGGCGAACGUCCAUCGCGCAAUCGCUGACCGGGACGUUUGCCAUUUCGGGCCCUUCUGCGCGUGGUGAUCAUCCGCGCGUUGAAUCUGUCGCCGAUCCCCGGGGUGCAAUGAUGGUCGCGUAGUGCCAGCAUUGGGCGCGCACGGGCAAUGAACCCAAGCAGGGUGAGGGACGAGCAAAGAGACCAGCAGAACAAGAGUGAAUGUCGAUCAAUGACCGCGCGCGCGAACGGAAGAGCCCCCGAGCAAGAGCAGUCGAUAUCCCGAGCGGGCGGCCAAUGAAACAGGCGGUUUGCAAGGGAGCAGACCGGCCUUGGACUGCAGCCGGUUGCGAGGACACGCGCAAACAUGGACCGUCGCAGAGCUCAAGCAGCUCGUCAAGAGACCAAAAGUCUUCGACAUCACCGCCGCCGAUACCAGUAUUGCAACCACGCGUGAUGCGGUCUGAAGGAGAAGCAGGCGGGCAUGUCGCUCCAGGCGAGGACGCGUCGAGCCGA
Messenger RNA from Rhodofomes roseus, 1429 nucleotides. RefSeq lists its product as uncharacterized. The record is from RefSeq and is a predicted model, not a curated record. Bases 386 to 1057 code for a protein of 223 amino acids. NCBI's taxonomy places the organism in Eukaryota, Fungi, Basidiomycota, Agaricomycetes, Polyporales, Fomitopsidaceae. The transcript is spliced from 4 exons.